UUGAUAUAGUUUGAGAAUAAACUUGUGGGUGUGGCUUACAGACAGCAGAUCACAUGCGUGGAACUGGAUGUUGCUCAAGCAAAUAAAAUAUCUGUGCAACAUAUCUGUUUCAUGUAAUCGAGCAGGAAAAGGUCUGCCAGAAUCCAUCCACCUCCUGGCCUGCAGAAAGAACCGAAACAUGAGCACAGCAGGAAAAGUAAUAAUAUGCAAAGCAGCUGUGCUAUGGGAGAUAAAGAAACCCUUUUCCAUUGAGGAGGUGGAGGUAGCACCCCCUAAGGCUCAUGAAGUCCGUAUAAAGAUGGUGGCCACAGGAGUCUGUCGGUCAGAUGACCACGUGGUUAGUGGAAACGUAGUCACACCUCUUCCUGUGAUCGCGGGCCAUGAGGCAGCUGGCAUUGUGGAGAGCAUUGGAGAAGGGGUGACUACAGUAAAGCCAGGUGAUAAAGUCAUCCCACUCUUUACUCCCCAGUGUGGAAAAUGCAAUGUUUGUAAACAUCCGGAAGGCAACUUCUGUGCGAAAAAUGAGUAAGUUUCCAUUACUCUCCUUACACAGCCAAUGAAUUUGCACACUCCCAAAGGUAAAAACUGCUGGCAUUAUGCUAACACCAGCACCUUCUCCCAGUACACAGUGGUGGACGAGAUCUCAGUGGUCAAAAUCGAUGCAGCCGCACCACUAGAGAAAGUCUGUCUGAUUGGCUGUGGAUUCACAACUGGCUAUGGGUCUGCCAUUGAAGUUGCCAAGGUGACGCCAGGCUCCACCUGUGCGGUGUUUGGCCUGGGAGGAGUCGGCCUGUCGGUUGUCAUGGGCUGUAAAGCGGCUGGAGCAGCCAGGAUCAUUGGGGUGGACAUCAACAAAGACAAAUAUGCGAAGGCGAAGCAAGUGGGCGCCACCGAGUGCAUCAGCCCACAGGACUUCAAGAAACCCAUCCACGAGGUGCUGAAGGAAAUGAGCGGUGGAGGUGUGGAUUUUUCAUUUGAAGUCGUUGGUCAGCUUGACACCAUGGUGGCUGCCUUGGCAAGCUGUCAAGAGGCAUAUGGCGUAAGCGUCAUUGUAGGAGUACCUCCUGAUUCCCAGAAUCUCUCUGUGAACCCCAUGCUGCUAUUGGGUGGGCGUACCUGGACAGGAGCAAUUUUUGGUGGCUUUAAGAGUAAAGAUUCCGUCCCAAAACUUGUGACUGACUUUAUGGCUAAGAAGUAUUCAUUCGAUCCAUUAAUAACCCAUGUUUUACCUUUUGAGAAAAUAAAUGAAGCAUUUGACCUGCUUCGUUCUGGAAAGAGUAUCCGCACCGUCCUGACAUUCUGAGGCUAUACAAAUGAUGUGAAGUCAUUUUUCAGACAAAUAUUUAAACACAAAGUGAAAUUUAGAUGAGCUAUCAGCUGAGUAAUUGAAUCCAAUAAACAUUUCUUCUUAAUCACUCCACUCACGUUGCAUGGUGUCAUCUUUCCCAUUAAGGAAAAGGAUUUCUUUGACUUCUUGCACGUUUUGUAC
Messenger RNA from Myotis davidii, 1489 nucleotides. RefSeq names its product alcohol dehydrogenase S chain. NCBI's taxonomy places the organism in Eukaryota, Metazoa, Chordata, Mammalia, Chiroptera, Vespertilionidae. Gene Ontology annotation, molecular function: all-trans-retinol dehydrogenase (NAD+) activity; zinc ion binding. The record is from RefSeq and is a predicted model, not a curated record. The transcript is spliced from 11 exons. Gene Ontology annotation, cellular component: cytosol. Gene Ontology annotation, biological process: retinoic acid metabolic process; retinol metabolic process.